GAUGCUGCAGUUCACUCGCUCAGGAUGCCAGUCUUAUUCACCAUCAUUGGGAUCUGUGCAAUCGCUGCCCUUCUUCUGGCAGCGUUUGGCCCCUAUAUCAGAAGAUGUGCUGCUGGGGGAGUGUGUACAUCUGACGCAAGGCUAGAUGGAAAAACUGUCUUGAUCACUGGGGCUAACACAGGGAUUGGAAAGGAAACAGCACGGGAACUGGCACGGAGAGGUGCUCGGGUAAUCAUAGCCUGCAGAGAUUUGACCAAGGCAGAAGCUGCAGCCCAUGAGAUUCGGGAAGACACGGGGAAUAAACAAGUCAUUGUUCGGGAGUUGGAUCUUGCCAACACUAAGUCUAUAUACCAAUUUGCUGAAAAUAUCAUGAAAGAGGAAAAGCUCAUCAAUAUUUUGAUCAACAAUGCUGGAGUGAUGAUGUGUCCCUACACAAAGACAACGGAUGGCUUUGAGAUGCAGUUUGGUGUAAAUCACCUGGGCCAUUUCUUGCUGACCUACCUGCUUCUUGACCUCAUUAAACAAUCAGCCCCUGCUCGCAUUGUUAAUGUAUCAUCCUUCGCUCAUGUUUUCGGUCGAAUCAACUUUAAAGACCUUCAGAGUGAAAAAAGCUACGAUGGAGGCUUGGCUUACUGCCAAAGUAAACUGGCAAAUGUGCUGUUCACUCGGGAAUUGGCCAAGCGCCUGAAAGGCACUAAGGUCACCGUGAAUUCUGUGCAUCCGGGCUCUGUCAAAUCCGAACUCACCAGGCACUCGUUCAUCAUGUCCUUAGCAUGGAAGGUUCUGACAUUCCUUAUCAAAACACCGAAACAGGGGGCACAGACAAGUAUAUACUGUGCUGUAGCUGAAGAGUUGCAAGAGAUUUCUGGAACACAUUUUAGUGACUGUAGACCUGCAUUUGUGGCGCCUCAAGGUAGGAACGAAGAAACAGCAAGGAAGUUAUGGGAUGUCAGCUGCAAACUUUUGGAGAUUCGAUGGGAUUGAACUAAUUAGAAAAUGAAAUUCGAAGGAAACAAGUAUAAAGAGCAACUGACUGCUUUCUUUUAACUACUUUUGAUAGUUCCUACAAAAACACUCCAGAAAGUGCAACUUUUUGACUAACAGAUUGUUGCUUCUGAAGUUGGUCACUGCACCAAUCUAAACAUCAACCUAUAAUCGCAAAUCUUGCCUGCUACUGCCAUAUGAUUUUGGCUAUUAAGGGGAACCUAAUAUUUUGCUCUGGUUUCCAAAUCACCUGUGUCAAUAUCUCAGUACAUGAUAGUGAACUAUCAAACUACAACAAUAACUGCUUCAGCGCAACAUUACAGUUAACAUGUUGCUGCAUAGUACUGACAAUGCAUUAAUGACCAGCAUUGCUUUGUGCUUUAGAAAGAUAGUUUGGGUUCUUCAUUGUAAACCAGCAGUAAACAUUUAAAGUGAGAACUUUUUUUAAAAUUAUGCAAUAAGAAAGUGCUGCAGAAGACAAGAAACAGAAAGCUCUUGAAGGUGCUGUCUCCUUUCAAGCAACAGGUGUUAUCCUUGGAAUCCUGGUCAAUAUCGUCAGUCAACAUUAAAGAAAUAUUAGCGAGUUUUGAGAAUAUUAGCUCAGCUUGAAGUUCUGGAUGUAAGUUUGCUCGCUGAACUGGAGAGUUUGUUUUCAGACAUUUCAUUCCCAUACUUGGUAACAUCAUCAGUGAAUCUCCAGUGAAGCAUUGGUGGUAUGGCCCGGUUUUAUUUUUGUGUUUGGGUUUCCUUGGAUCGGUGAUGCCAUUUCCUGUUCUUUUUCUCGGGGGGUGGUAAAUGGGAGGAGGAAAACAACAACAAACUGCCAUUCCUAGAUGUCACAGUAGAGCGGACAAUCAAUAGGGAACUUCAAACCAGCAUCGACAGGAAAACACAAUAUACAGACCAAAUACUGAACUACAGAAGCAAUCAUCCCAACAUCCAAAAAACAAAGCUGCAUUAGAACAUUAUGUCAAUGAGCCAAGACAUACUGCAGCACAGAGGAACUAGGAAGAGGAGAGGAAAAUCACCUAUACAGUGUAUCCAAAAAGAACGGGUACCCAAUGAACACAGUCCACCGAUUUUUCAGGAACAAACCCCAACAAGCAGAUAAAACAUAUCCAGAAAACCGAGCCAUUCUCCCCUACAUCAAUGGCACCUCGGAAAUGACUGCCAGAUUACUCAAGACCCCUUGGCAUCAUGGUAGCCCACAAACCCACCAACACACUAAAACAGCAGCUAAUGAACUUGGAAGACACUGCACAGACAAACAAAACUAAUGUAACUUACAAAAUACCUUGCAAUAACUGUUACAAACACUGCAUUGGACAAACAGGCAGAAAACUAGCCUUCAGGAUACAUGAACAUGAACUAGCCACAAAAGGACCUGACCCAUUCUCACUAGUAUCCUUACAUACAGAUGAGGAAGGACACCACUUCGACUGGGACAACACAUCCAUCCUAGGACAAGCCGAACAGGGACAGGCAUGAGAAUUCCUAGAAGUAUGGCAUUCCAACCAGAACUCCAUCAACAAAUACAUUGACUUGGAUCCCAUUUACCACCCCCUGAGAAAAAGAACAGGAAAUGACAUUACCAACCAAACACAUAUAUAAACCAGGGCCAUACCACCAGUGCUUCACUGGAGGCACACUAUUGAUGCUACCUAGUAUGGUGACAAUGUCUGAAAACAAACCUUCCAGCUCAGUGAGCAAAUUUACAUCCAUUAAAAAAAUAUUACUGUAUAAGAGAGAUUGUGCAUAAAUUGGUUGUAAUGUUUCCUGUAACAAUGACUAUAUUACCAUUUUGGAAUUCCAGGUGUCACAA
This is a messenger RNA of Hemiscyllium ocellatum (epaulette shark), 2806 nucleotides long. RefSeq names its product retinol dehydrogenase 12 (gene rdh12). The record is from RefSeq and is a predicted model, not a curated record. The coding region runs from base 25 to 984 and encodes 319 amino acids. Lineage: Eukaryota; Metazoa; Chordata; Chondrichthyes; Orectolobiformes; Hemiscylliidae. The transcript has 7 exons.